Telopea speciosissima is the source of this 1799-nucleotide messenger RNA. Its product is annotated as peptidyl-prolyl cis-trans isomerase FKBP62-like. The transcript has 13 exons. Gene Ontology annotation, molecular function: protein binding; peptidyl-prolyl cis-trans isomerase activity. The record is from RefSeq and is a predicted model, not a curated record. Gene Ontology annotation, cellular component: cytoplasm. Lineage: Eukaryota; Viridiplantae; Streptophyta; Magnoliopsida; Proteales; Proteaceae. Bases 24 to 1748 code for a protein of 574 amino acids. Gene Ontology annotation, biological process: protein peptidyl-prolyl isomerization.
UGCUCAACUUCUUUGUGAAGCCAAUGGACGAGGAUUUCAAUAUCCCACCAGCUGAUGAGAUGAACGAGGACAUGGACAUGGAUCUUCCGGUCGAUAACCCUAUUUCCAAAGUUGGAGAGGAGAAAGAGAUUGGGAAACAGGGAUUGAAGAAGAAACUUGUCAAGGAAGGUGAAGGGUGGGACACCCCAGAAAAUGGCGACGAAGUUGAAGUUCAUUACACUGGAACCUUGCUUGAUGGAACCCAGUUUGAUUCAAGCAGAGAUAGGGGGACGCCAUUCAAAUUUACGCUCGGCCAAGGUCAAGUGAUCAAGGGAUGGGAUCAAGGUAUUAAGACAAUGAAGAAGGGUGAAAAUGCCAUCUUUACCAUUCCUCCAGAGCUGGCUUAUGGUGAAUCAGGGUCCCCUCCAACCAUUCCUCCUAAUGCCACUCUGCAGUUUGAUGUUGAGCUGGUGUCUUGGGUUAGCGUGAAAGAUAUAUGCAAGGAUGGAGGGAUUUUCAAGAAAAUAUUCACUGAAGGAGAGAAAUGGGAGAGCCCAAAAGACCCAGAUGAAGUUCUAGUGAAGUACGAAGCACGACUUGAUGAUGGAACUCUGGUUUCAAAGUCUGAUGGAGUGGAAUUCACUGUUCGUGAAGGGUACUUCUGUCCUGCAUUGUCCAAGGUUGUGAAAACAAUGAAGAAAGGAGAAAAGGUGCUCUUGACAGUGAAGCCACAAUAUGCUUUUGGAGAGAAUGGUAGGCUAGCCUUCGGUGAAGAAGGUGCUGUUCCACCGAAUGCCAAUCUCCAGAUAACUCUUGAGUUAGUCACUUGGAAGACAGUUACAGAAGUAACGGAUGAUAAGAAAGUAUUGAAGAAGAUCCUCAAGGAAGGAGAAGGCUACGAGCGCCCUAACGAUGGGACUAUUGUCAAAGUGAAGUUGAUUGGGAAAUUACAAGAUGGAACAGUAUUUUUGAAGAAGGGCCAUGAUGAGGAAGAGCUUUUUGAGUUCAAAACUGAUGAUGAACAAGUUAUUAAUGGGCUUGACAAAGCUGUUAUGACCAUGAAGAAAGGGGAGGUUGCCCUGGUGACAGUUGCACCAGAGUAUGCUUUUGGUUCGUCUGAAUCACAGCAGGCACUCGCUGUGGUCCCUCCCAACUCAACUGUUUAUUAUGAAGUUGAGCUUGAGUCCUUUGUUAAGGAGAAGGAAUCUUGGGAUAUGAACACUCAGGAGAAGAUCGAAGCAGCUGGUAAAAAGAAGGAAGAUGGAAAUACACUGUUCAAGGCGGGUAAAUACGCCAGAGCCUCCAAGAGAUAUGAGAAGGCUGCGAAGUACAUUGAUUAUGAUAGCAGCUUUGGCGAGGAGGAGAAAAAACAAGCCAAGGCAUUGAAGGUCACUUGUAAUCUCAACAAUGCAGCUUGCAAGCUUAAGCUGAAAGAUUACAAGGAAGCAGAAAAGCUAUGCACCAAGGUUUUGGAUAUGGAGAGUACAAAUGUUAAGGCCCUCUACAGGCGUGCUCAAGCAUAUAUCCAAAUGGCAGAUCUGGACUUGGCUGAGUUAGAUAUAAAAAAGGCUCUCGAAAUUGAUCCCGAUAAUAGGGAUGUGAAGUUGGAGUACAAGGUUCUUAAGGAGAAGGUAAAAGAGUACAAUAAGAAGGAUGCCAAGUUCUAUGGCAAUAUGUUUGCAAGGAUGAGUAAGCUAGAGCAGCAUGAAGCAAAUAAAGCAGCAGUGAAGAAGGAGCCUGAGCUCAUGAGCAUUGACAGCAAGGCUUAGAAAUGUUGAUGACAAAUAGUUGGGGUUUUUCUUAGCUCUUUGGUUCUACUC